This is a messenger RNA of Coregonus sp. 'balchen', 10728 nucleotides long. The record is from the annotation of a GenBank genome assembly. NCBI's taxonomy places the organism in Eukaryota, Metazoa, Chordata, Actinopteri, Salmoniformes, Salmonidae.
AUGGAGUCUAGUUUAAAACCAGAGGACAACUUACACAGUGAUUCAUCUGCACCAGGUGAAAAUGAGUAUACUUCUGGAUUUCCUCAAGGGAUUUGCGAUGAUGUACCCCAGCAGAGGUACCUGUGCAGCAACUGUAAUAACGUACUGAAUGAGGCACGUCAGACUUUGUGCGGCCACCACUACUGCCUCGCUUGUGUUAAUUGGUUAGUGAGGUAAGGCAUUCCAAUUAUUUAUAUUCUAAGUUUUGUGAAACAUCUUCAUUAAUAACCAAAGUUAACUAUUUCCUCAUAUCACACUCUAGCCAGGUCUUUGUAUGUAAUAUAGCUUACAUUUCCAUUUUUUGCCUUCCCCUUAUGUUUUUAAAGGUUAAGAUAUUACAAUUAUAUGUUAACAUAUUUGUGUAUAUGGUAUUAUACAUCUAAUCCCAUAUGUUCAUUGUUGUUGUUUAGGCACAACAACAACCUUGUUUGCAAGAUGUGCAAAGAAGAGGAUCCGAGCUCAGAGAGUGAAACAAGCAGACUGACAUCAGACAAUGUAUGUAUAGUAUUACUGCACUUUGUAUAUACAGUGGGGAAAAAAAGUAUUUAGUCAGCCACCAAUUGUGCAAGUUCUCCCACUUAAAAAGAUGAGAGAGGCCUGUAAUUUUCAUCAUAGGUACACGUCAACUAUGACAGACAAAAUGAGAAAAAAAAAUCCAGAAAAUCACAUUGUAGGAUUUUUAAUGAAUUUAUUGGCAUAUGAUGGUGGAAAAUAAGUAUUUGAUCAAUAACAAAAGUUUCUCAAUACUUUGUUAUAUACCCUUUGUUGGCAAUGACACAGGUCAAACGUUUUCUGUAAGUCUUCACAAGGUUUUCACACACUGUUGCUUGUAUUUUGACCCAUUCCUCCAUGCAGAUCUCCUCUAGAGCAGUGAUGUUUUGGGGCUGUCGCUGGGCAACACAGACUUUCAACUCCCUCCAAAGAUUUUCUAUGGGGUUGAGAUCUGGAGACUGGCUAGGCCACUCCAGGACCUUGAAAUGCUUCUUACGAAGCCACUCCUUCGUUGCCCGGGCGGUGUGUUUGGGAUCAUUGUCAUGCUGAAAGACCCAGCCACGUUUCAUCUUCAAUGCCCUUGCUGAUGGAAGGAGGGUUUCACUCAAAAUCUCACGAUACAUGGCCCCAUUCAUUCUUUCCUUUACACGGAUCAGUCGUCCUGGUCCCUUUGCAGAAAAACAGCCCCAAAGCAUGAUGUUUCCAACCCCAUGCUUCACAGUAGGUAUGGUGUUCUUUGGAUGCAACUCAGCAUUCUUUGUCCUCCAAACAUGACGAGUUGAGUUUUUACCAAAAAGUUAUAUUUUGGUUUCAUCUGACCAUAUGACAUUCUCCCAAUCCUCUUCUGGAUCAUCCAAAUGCACUUCAGACGGGCCUGGACAUGUACUGGCUUAAGCAGGGGGACACGUCUCGCACUGCAGGAUUUGAGUCCCUGGCGGCGUAGUGUGUUACUGAUGGUUGGCUUUGUUACUUUGGUCCCAGCUCUCUGCAGGUCAUUCACUAGGUCCCCCCGUGUGGUUCUGGGAUUUUUGCUCACCGUUCUUGUGAUCAUUUUGACCCCACGGGGUGAGAUCUUGCGUGGAGCCCCAGAUCGAGGGAGAUUAUCAGUGGUCUUGUAUGUCUUCCAUUUCCUAAUAAUUGCUCCCACAGUUGAUUUCUUCAAACCAAGCUGCUUACCUAUUGCAGAUUCAGUCUUCCCAGCCUGGUGCAGGUCUACAAUUUUGUUUUUGGUGUCCUUUGACAGCUCUUUUGUCUUGGCCAUUGUGAAGUUUGGAGUGUGACUGUUUGAGGUUGUGGACAGGUGUAUUUUAUACUGAUAACAAGUUCAAACAGGUGCCAUUAAUACAGGUAACGAGUGGAGGACAGAGGAGCCUCUGAAAGAAGAAGUUACAGGUCUGUGAGAGCCAGAAAUCUUGCUUGUUUGUAGGUGACCAAAUACUUAUUUUCCACCAUCAUUUGCAAAUAAAUUCAUUAAAAAUCCUACAAUGGGAUUUUCUGGAUUUUUUUUCCUCAAUUUGUCUGUCAUAGUUGACGUGUACCUAUGAUGAAAAUUACAGGCCUCUCUCAACUUUUUAAGUGGGAGAACUUGCACAAUUGGUGGCUGACUAAAUACUUUUUUUCCCCACUGUAUGCUGGCACAAGUGGAUAGGGUGGAAUGAUAUGGCAGGCCUCUAUGAAGUUGAGAAUGGGCAAACUAUUUUUAUGGUACACAUAGGUAGAUAGCGUUGGAGAAAAACCUGCUUUAACAACACAAAGGAUAUCCUUUCAUAAGACCAUUUGAAAUGUAGGCUACAGUUACCUUUUCAGUCUCGAUGUAACACUGCAGCCUCAAUAAGUGGAAUUUCCUGUAAAAAAGCCCAACAUGGGAUGAAUUGAAUAAAAAAUGAAACCUCUCUUAAAGAAUUCCCCAUGUCCCUGUAUAUUUACAUAAAGGUGUGAAUAUCAUUUCCCCUUUUCAUUAUUUGACUAGUUUGCAUGACACAAACACCAAAGUGCUGUGUGAAUGAGCUUGAAGUGGGUAGGAUACUGCUCUAACAUAGGGAGGCAAGAUUACAUUUAUUCCUAGGUACACAAUCAAAUAGAGGCUCUAUAAUAUUGGUGCUUCUAGUGUUAUUCAAAGCAUUCCCCUUUACUCAUUUACUUCUGGCAUUCAAGCACUUGUGUUCCUAUGUAAAAUUCAUGUAAAUAUUUUAGCUGGAUAGAAUAAAUUAUCCACUAUUAAAUGUUUUUUAUAACACUGAUUGAGUUACAGUGCAUUCGGAAAGUAUUCAGACCCCUUCACUUUUCCCAAUGGCUGGUCCACUCAGGGACAUUCAGAGACUUGUCCCAAAGCCACUCCUGCGUUGUCUUGGCUAUGUGCUUAGAGUUGUUGUCCUGUUGGAAGCUGAACCUUCGCCCCAGCCUGAGGUCCUGAGCACUCUGGGGCAGGUUUUCAUCAAGGAUCUCUCUGUACUUUGCUCCAUUCAUCUUUCGCUCGAUCCUGACAAGUCUCCCAGUCCCUGCCGCUGAAAAACAUCGCCACAGCAUGAUGCUGCCACAACGAUGCUUCACCGUAGGGAUGGUGCCUGGUUUCCUCCAGACGUGACUCUUGGCAUUCAGGCCAAUGAGUUCAAUCUUGGUUUCAUCACACCAGAGAAUCUUGUUUCUCAUGGUCUGAGAGUCCUUUAGGUGCCUUUUAGCAAACUCCAAGCGGGCUGUCAUGUUUCUUUAACUGAGGAGUGGCUUCCGUCUGGCCACUCUACCAUAAAAGCCUGAUUGGUGGAGUGCUGCAGGGAGUGCUGCAGGGAGGUUCUCCCAUCUCCACAAAGGAACUCUGGAGCUCUGUCAGAGUGACCAUCAGGUUCUUGGUCACCUCCCUGACCAAUGCCCUUCUCCCCGGAUUGCUCAGUUUGGCCGGGCGGCCAGCUCUAGGAAGAGUCUUGGUGGUUCCAAACUUCUUCCAUUUAAGACUGAUGGAGGCCACUGUGUUCUUGGGGACCUUCAAUGCUGCUGAAAUGUUUUGGUACCCUUCCCCAGAUAUGUGCCUCAACACAAUCCUGUCUCGGAGCUCUACGGACAAUUCUUUCGACUUCAUGGCUUGAUUUUUCUCUGACAUGCACUGUCAACUGUGGGAUCUUAUCUAGACAGGUGUGUGCCUUUCCAAAUCAUGUCCAAUCAAUUGAAUUUACCACAGGUGGACCCCAAUCAAGUUGUAUAAACAUCUCAAGGAUGAUCAAUGGAAACAGGAUGCACCUGAGGUCAAUUUUGAGUCUCAUAGCAAAGGGUCUGAAUACUUAUGUAAAUAAGUUAUUUCAGUUUUUUAUUUGUAGUACAUUUGCAAAAAUGUAUAAAAACCUGUUUUCACUUUGUUAUUAUGGUGUAUUGUGUGUAGAUUGAUGAGGGAAAUGUUUUAUUUAAUAAAAAUAAAAAAACAAUUUUAGAAUAAGGCAGUAACGUAACAAAAUGUGGAAAAAGUCAAGGGGUCUGAAUACUUUGCGAAUGCACUAUAUUGCAUACGCUUUAGCUCCCCAAAACAGGAGACUCAUAGGUCUGACAUUGACGGUGACAUAAUUUACCCCUCUAAUCAGAGCCUGUAUUCAGAUUUUAGCAGAAAGGUCAUACAAUUUAACUCACCAGAGAAUUGCAGUAACCUGAACUGUUUCAUUGCUCUGGUGUUACUCCACUCAGGGGAUGUAAGGUUUAAGAAAGACAUUGAAUGUGAAGAGAUUGCUAGAGUGGAGUGGUGUAAUUAGAAUGUCUGUAGAAUUGACAACGUUGAACAUGUUGACAUUUAUCUGAUGUGAAUUAGUCCAUUGCUGAUGCCCUGAGACCAUAGAAAGACAACGGCUAGAACAGAUAUUCCCAUUCAAGUCAAUGUUAUAUUUCUAUGACUGAGACAUGUCUCACCAAUACAUAAUUAUAGUGAUAAGUCAUAUGUUAUGUCAGCAGGUAACAUAUAACUAAUACGUCAGCAUACGUGACAUAACUAGAUUGGUUAAAAAGCAUUAUUUCAACUUAUUUUAAAUGAGACCAUGUUGGUCUUCACUGUAACCGAAGGAAGAUCUAGGCCCAGCAGAAUGUGGUUCAGCAUCAGCUCCUCCAAACAUCCUAGGCAGAAGAGACACCCCAUAAUCCUCUUACUUGUUUAAUUAGGAUUUUGGUUUGUUGUGCUAAAAUAAUAGGCCUGGAGUAUAUUCAUAUCCAUACAACGGAACAUUUGGAAAAGUCUAUUGACUCCUAUAUUUUGAUUCAAUUGGGUUAAUUGGCCACAGUGAAUACUUUGAGCAUCACAGUGGAAUGGAAACUAAGCUUAUAUUUACGUUCAUCUUCCCUUGUAUGCUCACAAAGCAAAGGCUUGACUGUCUCUGACUGUUACUUACACAGUAGGUGCAUUGUUGGUAGUCAGUUUUAAGUAGCUACUGUUGUAUUGAAUUAUUAUUAUUAUGAUGAUUAAAGAGAAGAAGGGCUUUGUGUGUUUGUUGCUUUUGAGCGGUAGAGACACAGCAGCCCUUAACAGUUCCACUUCAAACUGUGUCAACUAACAACAAUGACAGCCGGAGAACUUUGUCAUUCAAACCAGUUUAGCACUGAAGAAAGCGCCAGUGUGAUAUGUAGAAAUCAAUCUAUUCUUUAUUGUGCAAAAUAAAACUCGGAGGAAUAAAGUGAUUUAACGUAGUGGAACUGAAUUAGUAAUUGAAGUACUGAAAGUUGAUCUUAAUUAUCCUAUGUGUUACUGCCGUUAUUCAGUGAUGCUGCCAUCAAUAUGGAGAUCGUGGAGUUGAAAGUGCACUGUGCUAACCAAGGCUGCUCCUGGAGGAGUAUUCUCAAGGACUUUGAGGUGUUGACACUGUUUUACACAUUUGUGAAUGAUACAAUUAAGAAUGUUCUUUUUCUUUGCCACCAUGUGACCAUUUUAAUACCUUUCACAGUACUUCUGUAAUUAGAUCAGGGUCAGGGGCCAAUUUGUAAUUUACGCUAAAGCAAAAGUCCUGUUGUAGAACACUUUAAGACAACAACAUCUUUUAAAUUGGUACCAAAAUAAUUAAUACAUUUUAGAACUAAUGAGGACAAUGGCCACUGAUGGCUGAUAUUGACUUUGCACUGCUAUCGAAAUGUUUAUCCUCCAAAUGGAUUGAUUCACUGAAAUGUUGUGCUGAGCUUGGGUUGGUUUAUUGUGAUUUCUGAAUUGUCUUGAAUCCUCUUUCAUGAGCACCAGGAGCAGUGUGAGUAUGCCCUGAUCCCCUGCAACAUUGGCUGUGGUCACACGGUGCUGCGAAAGGCCUUGGCCUGUCACCUGGAGAAGGCCUGUCCAAACAACAUGUCAGUGUUCCCCGCAUGCUGCCUCUCUAUGGGCCCCUCAGAGCUACAGGUAAGACAGGCCCAAAUUAUUAACUUCCAGGCGUGCACUCAGUAGCUGUCAAACUAACUGCCUCGUCCGAGUUGCAAGUCCUGCCACUGACAGGUCUUGCUGAGAUUCUCAAAUGUUCACCCCUGGUAUUAAGUGUUUUUCCUCCUGGAAAUAUAUAGCCAGUGUAUGGUUUCCUGUGGUUUUAUACUGCAGGGGCUACAGUCGCUGGGAAUUCUACAAAUUAAGUUAGAAUUGGUCCCUAGUGGAAAACCUUGGUUGGGGACGAGGUCAGCGUGACAUUGGAGGGGUCCCCGCAGCGCAGCUGAAGCCGCAGUGUCUCUAGUGUUUACUGCUGACCCAUAUUCCAUUUCAGCACUGAUCUGGGGAGGGCAGGGUGCUGCCGAGAGCUUUGGACCGCAGCGAAGGGGAGCAGAAAGCCUCAGAACACUUUAACCAUUAGGGGUUAGGACAUCAUGAUUUGGGAAGAAAUGUGUAAAAUUAACUGUAAGAAGCAAUUGCAAAAGUUCUGUGUGUAGACUACUGAUUGCACUAAAAUAGGAAUAAUGUACUCCUUUCCUGUAUUUAAUCAAUGGUAUAUUACUAGAUCUCUCGUGUAGCUAUCGAUUCCAUGAAGAAGAAAAAAACAGUAGGCCUACAUCUUACUGUUUCUCUCAACAUCUUCAGCAUUUAUGUGUGUUGUUUUACAGAAGCACUCAUGUCACAGUCCUGGGGAGAAAAAAAACAAAAGGUUGAAAAAAAUAUUGUUUUUAAUGUAGUGGCUGUCAAAUCCAAUGAUGUUAUUUGUUUUAUAGCUACUGAUGGUUUUUGUGUAACACUUUUUGUUGUUGCAUUAAGUGUUAAUUGUCAAAAUUGUCUUGAGUCUACAGAAAAAUCCUCUUCCAGGUUCCAAAAGGCAAGACUCUUGUGUUUUCUCUGAAGUUGGUUGCACAUUUAAGGUAAUCUAAUAGUUCCAUUAUUGCAUUACAAGAACAUUAUUGAAUUACAAGAAAUGGUGCAUCAAAUACAAAGACCGUGUGGCAUAUUAUGAAGCUUUUGCUGUACAGUUGUUGACGUUUUAGUCUUUCAAUCCCAUGUAUUUUAGGGGACCACAGAGAAGGUGAGAGUGCAUGAGAACAGUAGCCAUGUCAGCUACCUUCAGCUCCUGCUGCGUGCCACCACCACCAACAGCAGUGACCUAAAGUUCUCCCCACUGACAGCUUCUGCCCCAGGCAAGAAGAACAGGGCUAUGGUUGAGCAGCUGCCCCAGCUCAGAGAAGCUCUUUCUGACUUGAAAAUCCACUGGGACAUGGGGCCGUCGGAGGGGGAGCUGGAGGCGGAUGGAAGGGACGGAGGGGACGGAGGGGAUAGCUCGGCAGGCCACAGCCUGCGAGAUGAUGACCAGGUGACCAUCCUCCUGGACGUAGGGCGGCAGAUAGACACACUGCAGCAGAGGGUCCAGAUAUCGGAGAACAUCAUCUCUGUCCUGAACAGGGAGGUGGAAAAAACCCAGCUGAGCGUGGAGGCUUUGGAGAGGGUGAACCAGAGCAGCCAGGACAUGAUUCAUCAAUUAGAAAUAAAGGUACAGUAUAUUGUGAGUCAGAGCACACGGUAAUCUUUGUGGACCAGUUAUAUGACAUAAUGCUGAUUCAUUCCAGGGCAUACCGUAAAAAUAAAAAAUAAGAAGUUGAAUCACCUAAAUUCAGUUGAAUUAUACUUCAUAAAAAAACCAUUAAAGGUCCAAUGCAACCAUAUAUUUUUUUUAAUCUCAAUAUCAAAAGAUUUCUGGAAAACAAUUAAGUACCUUACUGUGAUUGUUUUCAAUUAAAAUGGUCAAAAAUAAACUAAACUUGGUUCUUAGCAAAGAGCAAUUUCUCAAGCAAGAAUUUUGCUAGGACUGUCUGGGAGUGGUCUGAGGGGGAGGGGACAACUGAAAACGAACUGUUAUUGACAGAGAGGUUUGGAACCCUCUUUCUUAUUGAUCUAUUAUCUAAUUUACCACCUAAUGAUGUCACCAGGCAGGCCAAAGCUCCAUCCCACCAAAACACUAUUUUCAAACAGCUCUUACACUAAAAAGGCAUUAUCAUAAUUUUCACAAUUUCACAGUAUUAUUCCAACCUCAUAGUGUGGAAAUAUAUAUAAAAUGGGCCUUUAAUAAGGGCAUGCAUCAACUACCCUCCCAAAUUACAGAAAGGUAGGCUAAUACAUUCAAGAUAGUAACUUUUCUGAUGCUCCUAAUUUGCAGUGGUGGAGUUGUAGCCUUAGUAUUGCUGCAUACAUCCACUAUUCUUGAAGAAAAUGAGAAUAAUAAAAUGCUGGUCUGGCUGAACAUUGAGGGGGAAGGGAGUGCAUCAAAUGUCACAUCUUGGUUGGAAAAAUGGACCGUUGACAAGAAUGAAUUUCGUCUUCCUGAAAAAUAUCCAUUUAUAUCCCGUUUCCGAAAGCGUUCCUCUCCUUCUGUCACGAUCGUUGUAAGAGGCAGACCAAGGCGCAGCGUGAUAGGCGUACAUCUUUUAAUGAGUACUUUACACCAACAACAAAACGAUACGUGAAGUCUAAAGGUUCACCAACACAAACCUAUACAGAACAAGAUCCCACAAUCAACUGUGCAAAACAGGCCUAAGUAUGGUACCCAAUCAGAGACAACGAGCAACAGCUGCCUCUGAUCGGGAACCACCCUGGCCAACAUAGAUCUAAACGAUCUAGACAGACAACAAGGAACAACUAAACAUAGGAACUAACACCCUGGCUCAACAUUAAAGAGUCCCCAGAGCCAGGGCGUGACACCUACUCUUAAAGUAGAGAGCCUCUUCUCAUGUAACAGUACAUAGAAUAACCCUAACCCCCCUCCCCACACAAUGAAACAGAUUUCAUCUUCUUAAGAAGGCAUAGUCAGGUUAUAAAUAUUAACAUCCUCCACAUAUAAUACAGUAGGCCCAUACAAACAACAGACAUCACACAGAAAACUGUUGAUGUCUGUUGUUGUUGUCAGAUACAUCUAUUCGGUCCCCUCUAUAAUUUGUUCUCUCCUCGCCGAGCUUUCUGAAAUUGUAUUGUUGUCACAAGUCUUGACAUUGCAUUGUAGCUGAAUCAUCUGAAGCGGAGACAUGUUUAUAUUCUCAGCCCCAUUAUCCUGGUCAGAUAACACGUAACUAAAUAUUAUGUUUAGGACCUUUCAAUUUCAGCUGACUGUCUGGGAGAUGUUUAUUUGGAAAAUAUACAAUUACUGCUUCGUUUUGUUUACUGUUCAAGAAUGUUUUGGUUUUGAUUUGAGAUAAAUAUUAGAACAUAUGAUUACAGUGGUUAAGAAGAAAGAUGACAACUUAUUUUACAAUAUAAAAUGACAUUGCAUUUUUCUGUUAAUUAAGCUGACACAUUUCAGUGGCCAAUGCAAAAAGAAGAGAGAACCUGGUAAUGUGUUUCUGUAAAAAAUGUACACUCUUAACUAUUGCUUGCUGGAGAUGAAAUCUGUUUCAUUGUGUGGGGAGGGGGGUUAGGGUUAUUCUAUGUACUGUUACAUGACAAGAGGCUCUCUACUCUAAGAGUAGGAGAGGAACGCUUUCGGAAACGGGAUAUAAAUUGAUAUUUUUCAGGAAGACGAAAUUCAUUCUUGUCAACAGUCCAUUUUUCCAACCAAGAUGUGACAUUUGAUGCACUCCCUUCGCCCUCAAUAUUCAGCCAGACCAGCCUACCUUUCUGUAAUUUGGGAGGAUAGUUGAUGCAUGCACUUCUUAAUUGCCCUGGAGGGGGAUGAAUAAAGUUGGAUGGAAUUGAAUUGAUUUGAAUUGAUUGUUGCCCUGUAGGUGACAGAGCAACAGCACAGACUGGCCAGGAAAGAUCUGGUCAUCAGCUCCCUGAAAGAAAGCCUCCGUGCCCUCCAGGAGGUCUCCUAUGACGGCACCUUCAUCUGGAGGCUGUCUGACCUCAGCUCCAAAAUGAAGGAGGCCAUCUCUGGCCAUGGGAAUAGACCUAACCUGUACUCUCCUGGUACAGUAUUCUUUCAACUCCACCUAAAACAGAAAAGCCAGUGGUGAAGGGCAGUCAAUUCACAGGGACAGUCUUCUAUGUCUUCAUUAGAGAGUGCUUAAUUUGAACAAAAUAAUGUUUAUGUAGAUGCUUUGUUGAAACAUUACACAGACAGACAAGUUCCCUCCAAUAUUAACAUUUGUAUCCACUGAAACAUUGGCACAAGUUUGAAUCAGCAUGUUUGUGUCCUGCUUUUUCUAGCAUUCUACACAACCAGGUAUGGAUUCAAGGUGUGCAUGAGGCUGUACCUGAAUGGUGACGGGGUGGGAAAAGGCACUCAUAUCUCUGUUUUCUUUGUGAUCAUGAAGGGGGAGUAUUAUCCCCUCCUCUCAUGGCCAUUCAAGCACAAGGUAAGGCUCUCUCUGUAAUAUCUGUGUAACAGACAUCAUAUAUUGUUUAUUUAGAGGGCUGAGGUUUUCAAAUGAAAUGUUAGUUGAGAUAUUUCCCUAAAGUAAAAAAACAAAGAACAAAAAUUCCUCGAGUCAUUAUAGUUCUAGUUCUCAUCUCUUUCUCUCUGCAUCAUUAAGGUAAUGACGUAACGAGUCAGCCAUCUUGUGAAGUAUGUCUGUUAGACAUGUUAAUGUCUAAUCCGUAUAUCUCCUCUCCAGGUCACCUUCUUUCUGCUUGAUCAGAAUCACAGAGAACAUGUGAUUGACGCCUUCAGACCAGAGCUAACCUCCUCAUCCUUCCAAAAGCCUGUCUCAGAUAUGAAUGUGGCCAGUGGUUGCCCGCUUUUCUUCCCCCUUGGUAAACUUUGCUCGCCUAAGCAUGCCUAUUGUAAAGACGACACGAUCUUCAUCAAGUGUGUUGUUGACACUUAAUCCUGACCCAUGCUUCAAAUAAUGUAU